Messenger RNA from Bolinopsis microptera, 2330 nucleotides. RefSeq names its product dnaJ homolog subfamily C member 25-like. The coding region runs from base 17 to 994 and encodes 325 amino acids. The record is from RefSeq and is a predicted model, not a curated record. Gene Ontology annotation, biological process: protein folding. Lineage: Eukaryota; Metazoa; Ctenophora; Tentaculata; Lobata; Bolinopsidae. Gene Ontology annotation, cellular component: endoplasmic reticulum membrane. The transcript has 10 exons.
AUAGGAAGUUGUCGUUAUGUUAAGACUCUCAAUUCUACUGCUGCUUUCUGCGACGGUGUGUUUGGUCCAGGCCGGAAUAUUCGACAGCAUGUACUGCGGACGACACAAUUGUUACGAGAUUAUGGAUAUUGAACCGACAGCGACAAAGAAAGAGAUAAAUAAACAGUACCGGAAAUUAGCAAAGGAUUUGCAUCCUGACCAUAAUAAGGCGGAGGAUGCCCACGAGAAGUUUGAAUUGUUGGUGGCAGCGUACGAGACGUUAAGAAAUGAAGUUUCCCGGACCAACUACGACUACCUACUCGAAAACCCUGACAUCUACAUGGAGCAUUUUUACCGGUUCUUUUCUCAUUCUACUCCCAAAGUUGAUGUCACUCCCAUUCUUAUCAUUUCCCUUAUCGUCCUUUCUUUACUUCACUAUUUCCACAAGCACAGCUCGUACAACAGAGCGAUAGACUACGCACUCAACGUGCCACAUAUACGUAACCAGGCGAAGCAGUUGGCUGAAUCAGAGGGUCUUCUUGAAAAGAAAUUCUUCAAAGGAAUGUCAAAAGAGGAACAAAGAUUGCUAGAAAAGAAAAUCUUAAGAGACAUAGUGGAAUCCAAGCUGGACAUCCAGGGAGGAUACCAGAAACCAGAGUGGACGGAUAUCUUGGCUUUUCAACUUCUUAUGUUACCAUUUGUAUGGGGUAAACUGGCUUGGUUCCAUACAAAACGCUUCUAUAAAUACAAGAUAAGGAAAGAAGAAUUUGACGAGGACGAAAAAGAUUACCGAACAAGAAUGUGUAUAGGCCUAAACGAAGUUCAGUGGGAAGCUGUAUCAGAAGAGAAGAAAGAUUCGCUCUAUAAUAAGGAACUAUGGUACGAGGCUAACGCAGAGGCUUAUUUAGAAGAACGGAAGGACAUGGAGAGAAUGGCCAAGGCUACAAACAACAAAUACAAACAACAGAAGAGAAUGGCGAAGAAGGACAAAGUACCAGACAACUGGAACGACUAACUUUUUUCAGAGAAGAAGGCGAAAAUUUUGGAAGAUCAACCAUCCACUGAACCCCGGUCUUCUGAAUUGAGAGAUUUUAAGAGCACGUUAUUUAAAAUGAAAUGACACAUUUCAGUCAACAUAGGAUAUUAGGAUUCUGUUUCGUUAGGCGUUCUUGUGAGAACUUUUAAAUCCACCUGUAUACAUUAACAUAGAUACAUGAAUAAAUAAUGUUUUAAUAAUUUAAAAUCGUUGUAUGUAUUUUAUUAUCAUGCUCUCCAAGAUUUUCUUUUUAGUUUCAUAUAGGAAGUGCCGUCUAGAGUUUGCCGCACCAACAAUAGGUUCCAGCUCAUUAAAUAUGUUUAAUUUGUAAAAUGGGCUGGGGAAUAGUUAUGAUUUAUAAUCAGUAUAUAAUAAAUAUAUAAUUAGUUCUUCAGUACGUAAUAGUAGUCCUUCAGUAAAGGACCCUAUGGAUAAUAUGGAAAUUAGAAUACGAUUUUUCAACUGAAUAUAAACGAUAGUUCCAUCUAGUCCUAGUUCUCAGUCUUAACAUGAAUAAAGGAUGUCUUACAUAUUAUAUCUUUUUUUCAGAAUUUCCAUCUAUAAUGCCUUUGUAAACAAGAGCUUUGUCAACACACGGGAAUAUGUAUAUUUCAGCAUCUUGAAGUAAGGGGUACUUCACAUAGUAGGUAAUCAGCUGAGGGGGCCGGGGGAGGGGGGGAGGGGGAGGGAGUUUCCAAGUGAUUACGCUAGUGUGAUUUUGACACAAUAGCUCUAUGUAAAACUAGUUAAGGAGGGGGGGGGGUCAUUACGUAAUAUGUGAACGACCCCUAUACAAUAAGAUGCAUGUUCCUAGAGGGGCCUAGAUUAAGAUCUUUAUAUCGGAAAUUCAAUAAUCAAUAUACCAUGAUGGUAGGCAUAUUGUAUGGGGACUAUGAGAAACCCUAGGAGAGUCACCGUCAUAAGUACUGAACUUGACAAAUGACAAUGGAACCAUUGCAAAUUUUAAUGUGAUUUCUCUCAUAUUGAAAAUUUCCAUUUGAUACCCCGUUGAGAAAUUGAAGUGUUCAAGUUUUAUUCUGUUUAUUGACCAUGGGGUCCUAAAAGGCGACGUUUGCAGUACAUUGUACAUUGUACAUUUUAUGGGGGUAUUAGAGUGGUAGCUUAUUUUAACGUUCCCGUCAUGAUACAUAACCAUACAUAGAGUUAGCAGUAGUAGUUUGGGGUUACAAACUAUCUUUUGUGUCAUAUAGUUCAGUUUGCAAUUAUGUACAAAUCUCACAGAUUUUCAACCUUCUGACAGAUUAUAUGUAUUUGUUCGAUACUGUAGUUCUUAUUUAUUUCAUGGUUUAUCCGA